Messenger RNA from Heteronotia binoei (common prickly gecko), 1407 nucleotides. Its product is annotated as putative deoxyribonuclease TATDN2. Lineage: Eukaryota; Metazoa; Chordata; Lepidosauria; Squamata; Gekkonidae. The record is from RefSeq and is a predicted model, not a curated record. The annotation marks the transcript as partial. The transcript is spliced from 3 exons.
CAUUCUGCAGGGGAAGAUGAUCCCAGUUGUAGGAAAACUACACAAAAAGAACAAAUUAAUAUCUGUGUUCAGCAGGAUAAAAAAGACUCUCAUGGGUCAGAUGGUAGCUCAAGACGUGUAUCUGUAGUUUCAAGAUCAGAAAGAGAAGAGGAAUUGACACUGGAAUCCAGUUUUCAGAAAUCCGGUGUAAAUGAAGAAAAUAGUUCAAACUGCAGUGGAAAAGAGGAUGUCAGACCAGGAUGCAGCUCAAGGCCUGCCUCUGGAACAUUGAGACUUGAAGAUGAACCAGACCUUACGCAAGAACCGAAAAACCGGAGUAGUCCUGCAAGAGAGGACAUUAAUACCUCUGUUGGGCAGAAUAAAAAAAAACUUCGUAGAUUCAGCAGCAGUUCUGGAGAUGUGGCUAACUUUUCAAGACUUGAAGGGGAACAAAAACAUAAGCAAGCAUCAAACAAACAGCAAAGUAAAAUUGAUGGAGAAACUGACUGCACCAACCUGGGUAAAAAAGAAUCAUGGACACCUGAAAACAACUCAAGGCCCGUCUCUGAAGGUGCAAGACAUGAAGGCAAAGAAGUAUUCAGGCCUGGCAGCAGCAAUCAGAAAAGUGCUGCGAAAGAAUCUGCUGCUCUCACAAAGCAAAAAAAUGUGACAAAAGAACAGUGUACUGCCCCCAGCUUGGUUGACAUACACAGUGAAACUAAAAUGCAGUUUGAGAAUUUCCAGAGGACAGUUCUGGUUGAACCUUCUUCAAAACUUGUAUUUAUGGAUGAACAUGAUUCAGAAGUAGACCAAAAGCAUAAAGAGCAAGAAAAAGAGCCUUCAGAGGGAAGUAGCUGGACUGAUAUGGAGGAUGCGGAACCGUUAGCUAUUUUCUCACAAGAGGAUUCUAUCCAGAAUCAUAAUACUUCUGAAACAAAAGACACUUCAGCAUCUGCCACAGAAUUCGUAAUGUAUCCUCCUCACCUGUACAGUCAUAAGAUGAAAGACUAUGCAAAAUAUUGGACAAAGCCCCCCAAGCCAGAACACUGUAGUCCUUUUUCAAGCCCCUGUGAAGAUACUUCAUUUGAUUCUUCAUAUUCUAGUCAGAUCUGUAACAUUUCUUUUGAUACCUCAGUUGAUAUUUCAUCAAAUACCUCACAGGAUCUCAUUUUAUCUGAAGAAGUGAGCUUGCACACAAAAGCUCCUACUUGGAGGACUUUAUUGGUAGAGAAUGUGGCAGCGGUCAACUCAGGGAGGCCGGACACCUGUCACUGCCCAUACUGCGGGGGUCUAGCACACUUUCAAGAUUCAGAUGAGGAAGAUUCCCUAGCAGAUGCCGAGCCCGAUACCGCCGGAUUUCCCGGCAAUCCCCCCUUCCCUCCUAUUCGACACCAAAGUGGAAGACGCCUCAUUCGCGGGGAACUGUAG